Molecule: messenger RNA, 210 nt
Organism: Anisakis simplex (herring worm)
Lineage: Eukaryota; Metazoa; Nematoda; Chromadorea; Rhabditida; Anisakidae
Source: the annotation of a GenBank genome assembly
AUGGGCAAAAUUCAACCAGUUUUGCUGACCCUGCCGAAGACAUCGCUCCUCUACAAGGACAUCUCGAAGACGGUUGCAAAGUUUGCCCUCGAGCAUGUCAGCAUGUUCAAUCCACCUGAAUUGAUCGCCCAGUUACGCGCCUAUCAGUCGAAAGUGACCGUCAAUGAGCGCGAUGAUCUCAGCGAACCAGCAACUUACGUAACUCGGUGA